AGUGUCAACACUUGGACGGAGAUAGAGAGCUGCUGCGGAGCAACGACGAUGUCGGAGCAGGAGUCUCUGAGGUGCUCCAGUGCCAGAAAUCGUGGAGGCGUCCAAAGGGUCGAAGGAAAACUGCGAGCCAGUGUUGAAAAGGGCGAUUACUAUGAAGCACACCAGAUGUACAGGACUUUAUUUUUUAGGUACAUGUCACAGGCAAAACAUGCUGAGGCCAGGGAGCUGAUGUACAAUGGCGCUCUGCUCUUCUUCAGCUAUAACCAGCAAAACAGUGCAGCAGAUCUGUCAAUGCUGGUGCUGGAAGUGUUGGAGAAAUCUGAGACAAAAGUUGAAGAUGAAAUAUUAGAAAGCCUGGCUAAGCUGUUCAGCCUGAUGGACCAAAACUCUCCAGAGAGAGUAGCGUUUGUGUCCAGAGCCUUGAAAUGGUCCACAGGAGGAUCCAGCAAGUUGGGUCACCCAAAACUACACCAACUGCUAGCUGUCACCUUGUGGAAAGAGCAAAACUACAGCGAGUCUCGUUAUCACUUCCUGCAUUCGUCUGACGGGGAGGGCUGCGCACAGAUGCUGGUGGAGUAUUCAGCGUCACGAGGCUUCCGCAGCGAGGUCGACAUGUUUGUGGCGCAGGCCGUCCUACAGUUCCUCUGCUUAAAGAACAAAAACAGCGCUUCUGUGGUGUUCAGCACAUACACAGAGAAACACCCGUCCAUAGAGAAGGGCCCACCCUUCGUCCAGCCUCUACUAAACUUUAUCUGGUUUCUGCUGCUGGCAGUGGAUGGGGGUAAAUUAACAGUUUUCACAGUGUUAUGUGAACAAUAUCAACCUUCUCUGAAGAGGGACCCCAUGUAUAAUGAGUAUCUCGACAGGAUAGGACAGCUUUUCUUUGGCGUUCCACCCAAACAGUCGCCAUCAUACGGUGGACUGCUAGGAAACCUGCUGAAUAGCUUGAUGGGGUCGGGCGAGGAGGAUGACGGGGCUGAAGAGGCCCAGGAGGACAGCAGCCCCAUAGAGCUGGACUGAGCCUGCAGCCCAGGAGAAGGAGAACAAAUGAACACACACACACACAAAAAAAAAAUGAGAAAGACCACCCCGCCUCCCUUCGUCACCUCGACAGCAGGGAUGGGGCGAGGCUCUGGUCUGUGUUUUCAGAGGCGUGCUGUCUCCAGAAACCCCAACCCACCCUGUCAAGUCCAAAAUCAGAAUAAGAAUCAGGCCGCCAAAACAUCCCCUGACAGCACUGCCUGGACUGACUGCGCCAAACUGCAAACUCUCCCCGUGUUGAAUUAUUUUAUUUUAAUCAUUAUUUGAUUUGUUAGUUUGGGAGUCUUACUCUGGGUUUAUCAUUCUUAAAUAGCAGAUAACCAACUGUCCUCUCCCUGUGAAACCCUGCUCCUGAUGGGAGUCUCCCAGCAGAGAGGAUAGUAUCCCAAGUGAAACCCCUCUGCAUAAUGUUGAUCGCAUCAUUAGAAGAGGGUUUAGUGAACUCACUACAAAUAUCCAACUGUUCUGUUUGUCAUACAGACACACAGGGUUCGAUCAGAGCCACGGUGUUGCUGUUGUUGGCAUUUUUCAACAGCUUAUUCCGUUAAGUCUCUUCUUUCAGUAGUAAAUUAAAUUGUACUUGUAGCCAGGGCCACCUCUCAUCUGUAGUUUGUCCAUUGGCUUCAUGGACAAAAAAAAAAAAAAUAAAAGACACCAGAUCUCUGAGUAAUUUAUUAUUAGAGGUCAUUGUGCACCUUGAAUUUCAACCAAACAAACCUUUUCUGCUCAGUGUCUCCUCUGUGGAUCAUAUUGGUGGCUGUCUUUUUUUUUCUUUUUUUUUAAUUCAAGAAAAUGGCUACAAACGUAGAGCUGUCUGUAUACAAAUAGCUCCAGUGUAGAGGUUUCUCUUUUUUAAAUGUGCACUUGCUGAACUGCUGCUGAGCUUGCACCAUCUCAAAGAGAAACUGUGUUGGAAGAUUCAGUUUUGGCCUUGUUACAGUUACAGCCAGAAGUCUUAGAAAUUCUGGUUAUGAGGCGUUGGAAGCACUUAGGGUCUGCAAAGGCAAAUCUAGAGAUGAGAGGAGCAAAAGGAGACACUGUGAAAACCCGACUGUUGGAGUGAAUCUCGCUUUGCAUGUUAUAAAACGCUGAUAUUUAAACCUGCUGCUUACCUGACUAUUUCUGGCUAAGUCUUCUGUCUCUUUUUCUGUUCUCUCUUCUUCUUUUUUUUUUUUUUAAUUUAUGUUAAACAGUUCCUCUUGGAGGUGGAUCAGGAGUCCCUCAUUAGUUCAGCCUGUGCACAGUACAAUAACUGCUGUUUAUCAGUGUUAACUUCACGGGCCCACAGAGAACACACUCAUUCUGCUUGCUUUCUUUGCUCACAUCGUUCAGUCUUCAGCUUCGUUUCGUCCUCGUAGUGACAUCAGUCCAGGUCUUGUCGGUUGGCUGUUUUUUUUUUUUUUAGGAUUUAAAAAAAAAAAAAAAAAAGACCAAAACCCUAACUGUGCUCCAGAUAAUCUUGAGGGGUCAAAUCCCGCCUGUGAAGUCAGACUUUUUACUAAAUACUAGGAAACUAGGAAUGUCCACAGGUCUUCCAGUGUAGAAUAGUGUUUAUUUACUCUUAUCUGUGUGGGACUAUGGAAGUCCAAAAUGGCCAAUAUUAAAUAAAGACAUUAUGAAAUAAAUAAUCUCAUUAUCAGUUGAGUAAAGAACCAAGAAACUGUAACAUAAUUCAAUAUUUAUUAUUAUUAUUGAUUAUAUUAUUUAAAACUAAUUUUUGUUGCUUCAACAUUUUUGUUUUUUUAAAAUGAGGUUGCUGAAAUACCAUUUCCUGAUAAGUAUGUGUUUUUAAUAAUUUAUUGAUUUAUGUGACAGGUUAUUGGUUCAUUUAAAUAUUUUACUUUUAUUUCAGGACUUCAGAUUUAUUUAUUUAAUAUUGACCAUUCUGUCAUUCCAUACAGGACUGGCUGGCUACAUGUCUUAGUGCUACAGAAGGACAGAUAGAAUAGUGUUGAGUUGUCGGUGUACAUGCUCUGCUGUGAUUGCUAUCUAUCUUAUGAUGUUGAAGACACAAGUGAGAGACAAGUGGUGUGGCAGUCAAGGAGUUAGUUAACAACAGCGGUCAUCAGAGAGUGGGGGCAAAAAAAUCUAAUCUAAAACCUGCAAACAGUGAUGACUUAGCAGAAUUUUAUUUGAAUGUUUAAGUCAUGAAAAGUCUCAGUUCAGAACCAGGACUCUCUCUGGUGACCAGCUCUUCCUGCAGGCCUCCCCGUUACACCUCUGAGGUCGAAACAUCCAAAGGGAGAUUCAGGCAAAACUGACUCUCAGGCUCCUCAACAACAUUUUCCAAAGACAUCAGCAACUAAACGAAACAGUAUCACAGAACAUGCUCUGCCACGCUUUUUGUCUGACAUGUCAGGUGCAGAACGAACAAAACUUUUUACUAACCUGAGAGUCAGUUUUGUCAGAAUUCUCCUUUGAUUAUCGGGCAGUAAAAAAAGGUGUGCGACCAAAGGCCUACUGUGUGUGUGUGUGUGUGUGUGUGCGUGUGUGCGUGUGUGCGUGCGCGCCUGUGUGUGUCAGUGAAAAUCAUCACAGCUUUUGUAUUUGCCUUUUUUUUUUCCUUUGAGAACUAAAGGGGGUGUUGUUUGCCUUUUCAAUGAUUCACUAAUUGAAUAAAUAAACUACAACGGAGAAGA
Toxotes jaculatrix (banded archerfish) is the source of this 3680-nucleotide messenger RNA. It is a transcript of the gene get4, whose product is annotated as guided entry of tail-anchored proteins factor 4. Gene Ontology annotation, molecular function: protein binding. Gene Ontology annotation, cellular component: BAT3 complex; cytosol. Bases 49 to 1020 code for a protein of 323 amino acids. The transcript is spliced from 9 exons. The record is from RefSeq and is a predicted model, not a curated record. Lineage: Eukaryota; Metazoa; Chordata; Actinopteri; Toxotidae. Gene Ontology annotation, biological process: protein insertion into ER membrane.